Molecule: messenger RNA, 1206 nt
Organism: Daphnia pulicaria
Lineage: Eukaryota; Metazoa; Arthropoda; Branchiopoda; Diplostraca; Daphniidae
Gene: Naa80
Product: N-alpha-acetyltransferase 80-like
Exons: 5
Coding region: 169-795 (208 amino acids)
Biological process (GO): protein acetylation
Cellular component (GO): cytoplasm
Molecular function (GO): acetyl-CoA binding; N-acetyltransferase activity
Source: RefSeq, a predicted model, not a curated record
GCAUGUCGGGCUUGUCGGCUCUAUCAGCUCUAUUAUGUAUUGCAAUGCAAAUGGAAAGUUAUUUUUGUAUUUUUGUAUUUCCUACCUUUAUGCAAUCUACACGCUAUCAUUCGUUUCGUGUGCCCAGAGAAGCUAAAACUUACAAUUCGUCAUAUCUCAUCUUAGAACAUGGAAAAAGACAAAGUGAUGAUAGUAGCCCUUCAUGAUAAACCUGAUCUAACAGAAGAUUGUGCUAAAAUUCUGAAUGAGGAGUGGCCCCGAAGUAAAACAGCAAGGAUGAGAACAAUUGAAAACUCAAAUCCUAACCUUCCGAUUUCUCUGUUGUUAAUAAAAAACACACAACAAAAUAAAGAUGAGGUAGUUGGACAUGCAAAGAUCUCAAGAUUACCACUAGUGCCAGGAACAUGUUUGAUUGAGUCAGUUUUAGUAAAUCCAGUCAAUAGGGGAAAAGGUUUCGGUAAGCUGCUUAUGGAAGAAUGUGAGAAACUUGCAACUCAGUUUCGAUUUUCAUGGGCAAUACUUUCCACUCAUGAUAAACAGGAAUUUUAUCGGAAAUUAGGCUAUGAAUUUUGUCAGCCAGUAUGCCAAUAUGGCGCGCCUCCAUCAAGCGCAUCACAUUUAUUAGAAACAACUCAACCUAAUAAAGCCUCGGAGACGGUCAGUAAAACAGCACCUUGUGAGGGAUCGGUCUUAAAAACUAAAACCGCAUUUCCACAGCCGCCACCUUUACCGGAGUUUACUAAUAUUUCUGUUCCCGCUAAAAAAGUAUACAUGAAAAAAUCUCUAAAGCAAUAAUAUAGUUUUUCUAUCUAUUCAUUCCACGUGAGUGGAUAUCAACCGUGUUAAUCGAUUUUUAAUUUAACUUGCAUAUGGAAAUGACGUUCGACAUCUUGUUAUUUAUUCACCGUUUAUUCAAGCUCUUUAAUAUAACUUUCUCUGUUAGUCGUCGCUUUAUCAAAUAAGAAAAAAAACAUUGCCGUCUUGUAUGCCUUUCCUCGUUUAUUUUGUCCUGAUAGGAUUUUUACCUUAACAACAAAGAAAAAAGACUUUUCAUGAAAUUUAAUAUUAUACACUGGAAAACUCUUUUCCUGUUGUUCCGGCAACUACACCAUCCCUUCCGUCGUAAUGCUACCUUACUCGCUUUUUGGAGGGAACUGACAUAAUUUAUUUAUAUGUUAUGGAAUAGAAUACAAUUGAUUUAAGGCA